Molecule: messenger RNA, 1642 nt
Organism: Brassica napus (rape)
Lineage: Eukaryota; Viridiplantae; Streptophyta; Magnoliopsida; Brassicales; Brassicaceae
Product: retrotransposon-like protein 1
Exons: 9
Coding region: 116-1468 (450 amino acids)
Cellular component (GO): nucleus
Source: RefSeq, a predicted model, not a curated record
AAAAAAGUCUUUGAGAUAGCUACAAAAAUCUUGCCGUUUUAUUUGACUCGCCUAGAUUUUAGGUUUUUUACACAACGAGAACAUUUCUGUUUACCUACACACUACGCAGCGAGAAAUGUCCGGCGAAUCGGCGGUUACGGCUAUGGAGACAACGGAGAGGGCGACGGCGAACCAAAGUUCCUUUAAAAAUAACUCGAAUAACGGCGAUACAACAGAUAUGGAGCUCCAGAUUCUUGCAGCUAUGCGAUCCCGCGUGACCUACCUCAGAAACAAAGCAGACUCGGUGACCUUCGCGAGUGUGCGGAGGCUUCUGGAGGAAGACAUGGGAUUGGAGAAAUAUGCGUUGGAUGCGCAUAAGAGCUUUGUCAAAGACAAUUUGGUUAAGUGCUUAGAGGAUCCUGGUGAUGCUGAUGGCGCUUCAGAAAACCCUCAGGAAACUGAGAAGAAAGAUGAUUUGACUCCAGUCAAAGAAGAAGCAGUUGCUUCGGAAGAGCAAGAGCAAGAGCAAGAGGUGAAGAACGAUGUAAGGGAAGAAACUGUUGGUGAUGAGGGGAAUAGAGAAGCCCUGAUGAGUGAUAUAAAGAGAGCCCUUCACAAAAGAGCGUCUUAUAUUAAGGCUAAUUCAGAGGAAAUUACAAUGGCUUCACUUCGUCGACUUUUGGAGGAAGAUCUUAAACUAAAGAAAGAUUCUCUUGUUCCCUUCAAGAAGUUCAUCAACAAAGAACUAGAUGCUGUGCUACAAAUUCCUGACCCUCCUAAGAAAAAGGUCAAGAGCACAGCAUCUAAGAAGGUUGGCAGUGAAGAUGAUUCUGAUUCAGAUUCUGGGGAAGUGGCUGUGAAGAAGGCUCUGACCCAGAAAAGAAAACGAAAAAUUGAUAGUGGCAAACCGGUGGCUGGGAAAAAGAAAGCAAAACAUACGGAAGCAGAUUCAGAGAACGAUAGUGAUGCAGGAGAUAGUGAAAUGAAGGCAGAAAAACCGUUGAAGCAGGGAAAGGAGACUGCAAUAACUGUGUAUGGAAAGCGUGUCGACCAUCUCAAAUCGGUCAUCAAAUCUUGUGGGAUGAGUAUUCCUCCUGUCAUAUACAGGAAAGUCAAGCAGGCUCCUGAAGAGAAACGUGAGGCUACUUUAAUAGAAGAACUUGAGCAGAUACUCGCCAAAGAAGGGCUGUCUUCAGAUCCUUCAGAGAAAGAGAUCAAAGAGGUGAAGAAAAAGAAAGAAAGAUCAAAAGAGCUUGAGGGUAUUGAUACAAGCAACAUUGUAUCGAGUUCAAGAAGAAGAUCUGCCACAAGUUUUGCACCUCCUCCAAAGCCGAAAAUAACAAGUGAAAGCGAGAGUGACGAAGAAGAGUCCGAGAAUGGAGAGGAUAACGAAGAAGAGGAAGAGGAAGGUAAUGAAGAAACGGGGGAAGGAAGCCAAAGCGAAGAAGAAUCAAACAACGAGGAUGAUGGUGGAGAGGAAAGCGAAUGAUUUGUAUGCUUGCUAGUGUUCUACCGUAAGAAAUCCAUCAUCCAUUAGCUAAAAUCUGUCUGUAUCUGCUACUGUAGUGACAUUUUGUUCCUUUUUUAAAUUUUCUGUAGCAAAUGGAUUUGAACACAAGUUGGAUAAAGGAAAGACACUAGAGACUAGGAUGAAUAUUAAGCA